This is a messenger RNA of Centropristis striata (black sea bass), 4060 nucleotides long. It is a transcript of the gene mcoln1a, whose product is annotated as mucolipin TRP cation channel 1a. Gene Ontology annotation, cellular component: plasma membrane; lysosomal membrane. The coding region runs from base 147 to 1925 and encodes 592 amino acids. The transcript has 14 exons. Gene Ontology annotation, molecular function: NAADP-sensitive calcium-release channel activity. NCBI's taxonomy places the organism in Eukaryota, Metazoa, Chordata, Actinopteri, Perciformes, Serranidae. The record is from RefSeq and is a predicted model, not a curated record.
GCGGAGCAGCUCGGCCCGGCUGCUGCUUCAGGACAGCUGUGUGCCAAGAGAGCUGUAAACACUUAUUGCAAUUUAUUAAACUGCUAUCGUCUACUCUGAUUUUUAGCUGUAUGAUUUACCCACUUAUUGUUUUUUAAACGGAUAACAUGGCGGCGACAGGACACCCGGGCUCCUCAGAACAGGGAGGCCUGUCCAGCUCAGUGACUCACUACGGCUCCACUGACAGCAGUGGAGAGCAUGACCACCAAAGCAACAGUCAUGGCCACAGCCAUAACAACCAUCGGUUUCCCACGGCGACAGCGGGUCAUUGGGUCGGAGCUGACCAGGAAGAGGAGGCCAUUCGCAGGAAGUUGAAAUACUUCUUCAUGAGCCCUUGUGAUAAAUAUCAUGCCAAGGGCCGCAAGCCUUACAAGCUGAUCCUGCAGCUGCUCAAGAUCUUUGUGGUCACAGCUCAGUUGGUGCUUUUUGGCCUCAGUAACCAGGUGGUGGUGACCUUUAAGGAGGAGAACACUAUGACCUUCAAGCACCUCUUCCUCAAAGACUAUGAUGAGUCCACAGACGACUCCUUUGCUGUUUACACGCAGAACGAUGUCUACGACCACAUCUUCUAUGCCGUGGAACAGUAUCUGGCCUUACCAGAGACCACAGUGGGACGAUACGCAUACGUCUACGGUGUUGGUUUUAACAACAGCGCGCUCUCCCUCUGCCAGCAGUACUACAAGAAGGGAAGCAUCGACCCAGCCAAUGACACGUUCAGUAUAGACCCUCACGUCAUAACAGACUGUGUAGGUGUGGACCCGCUGGCCGUCCCUCCAGCUCCGCUCACAAGCAGCUACAAGAACUUUACACUCAAGUUCCACAAGCUCAUUAACGUCACAAUAGAGUUCCAGUUGAAGGCGAUCAAUAUACAGACCAUCAUCAACAAUGAGAUCCCAGACUGCUACACUUUCUACAUAACGAUAGUCCUGGACAACAGGGCUCAUAGCGGCAAGGUGAAGAUCCGUUUGGAAAAUGAGGCAUCAAUAAAGGAAUGUAAAGACCCAAGUGUCUCUGGACAUGGUGAGAUGACUGAGAACUACACACGCGUCGCGUUUGAUGUCGCUGUGGCUUUGGUGUGCACGCUGUCACUGGUGCUGUGUGGACGCUCCAUACUGCGAGGCAUCAUGCUGCAACAGGAGUUUGUGCAGUUUUUUAAGGACACUCUGGAUCGUAAAGUGUGCUGGGGAGACCGGCUGGAGUUCAUUAACGGGUGGUACAUCCUCCUUAUCAUCAGCGAUAUCCUCACCAUCACUGGCAGCAUCAUCAAAAUCGGCAUUGAGUCUAAGAAUAUGUCCUCGUAUGACUUGUGCGGUAUCCUGUUGGGAACCUCAACACUCUUAGUGUGGGUCGGAGUCAUUCGCUACCUCACAUUCUUCCAGAAAUACAACAUCCUGAUCGUGACACUUCGAGCAGCGUUCCCCAAUGUGAUUCGGUUCUGCUGCUGUGUGGCUGUCAUUUAUUUGGGCUACUGCUUCUGUGGCUGGAUUGUCCUGGGACCAUACCACGUCAAGUUCCGUUCUCUGUCCAUGGUGUCAGAGUGUCUGUUCUCCCUCAUUAACGGGGACGACAUGUUUGUGACAUUCGCGGAGAUGCAGGAGAGCAGCACACUGGUGUGGCUGUUCAGCCAGGUUUACCUGUACACCUUCAUCUCCCUCUUCAUCUACAUGGUGCUGUCGCUGUUUAUUGCUCUCAUCACAGGGGCCUACGAGACCAUCAAGCACCAAACACAAGAACCCAUCCACAUCACAGACCUGCAUGCCUUCAUAGCAGAGUGUACAGACGCUCCGAACUCUGGGAAGUUCAGGGGUCUGGAGACCUCGCCGUGCUCCUUUUUCUGCUGCUGUGACAGAACGACGACAUACGAGGACGUCCUUCUGGUGAACUGAAGUGGACCUCAGUGACCUCAGAAGCCUCACCAUCCCCCCCUGCUGACCACAGGGACACACUGCACACUCCUGACGCACAGUGUCUCCUCCCAAUAAGCUGUAUCUGGGUCAAACCUCAGCACUCAUGUGUAGAAGGCGUCACCGUCAGCUGGACCAGCACUCUGUAGAAGUAAUGUAUAACAGCAGUCUUCUUCUUAUUGGAGUGCUUAUCUUUCCUGUUAAUGAAGAAGAAACCGAAGGCGGGAAUAGGCCUUUCCUCUUUAUUGACAGGACUCAGCAUCAUGGAUGACUAGUGUACAGACACUUCUCUGUUCCGUGUUGGCUUUUUAAAAGAAACUUUUCUAAUAUAUUUAAUGAUGUACAACGUUGAACCAGGAGCAGGACGUAUCGUCUUAUUGACUAAGUGGAUACAGGCGCCAUGAUGAGGACUGCAGGAGUGCGUACCUGGUGCUGAAUGUUUUUAUGUUCUUGUUUUUUUUUUUUUCAUUUAAUAGUAUUUCAAAAUAGUUUACCUCUUGAGGACAGGGCACUUGUACAUCUCACAAAACAUGUCCAGCAACGCACACACACACACAACAAACAUUAAUUUCUCCAAAAACAGAAGAGCAGAAGACACUGGAAUCAAAUAAUAAGAUGAUGAAGAAGAAGAAACUUUUGUAGCACAAAGUGUAUCACAAUUAGGAAAUUACACAAUAUCAAUAUACAUAAAACAAGGAUUGAAUGCCAUAAUGAAUGGAAAAUUAUGAAAAAUAAAACACACUUCAUGAUAAUAGUAAAAUAAGAUACAAAAUAAAACAGAUACCAAUAGAUGGAAAUCAAAUUCACAGAAUAAUACAAUCCAAGGAUAAAAUAUUAAAAUCAGUGAGUGACCAUAUUUGCAGCAUCAGGGGUGGACUUGAUUUUUUUAAGACAAGAGUAUUUCACCCUGACUGCAUUCUCUACCAAUUGGCACAUAGGUCUCUAAAGUGACUAUUCCUGACAGACAUGGACUCACCACUGGUCUUAAUUAUGAUUGAAUCCACAUAACGACAUAUACAUUCGUACAGAAAGAAGGAAAUCCACCUUAUAGUAGUCUGUCUUUUUUGAGACAGUCAGGGAGAUUGCUGCCAGACAAAAAUGUUGGCAAACGGGACCACAAACAGUCGUACGGUGUGAGGUUUCAGGUGUGCAAUUGAUUUGUUUUCUCUCCCACAAGCUGCACCUUCAGUAUAACGUUUCAAACAGCUUCUUCAGCUGCUGCACAAGCACAAUGCUGCCUUCAGAUGUGAGAAUACUGCUGUUGUAGAUUGUGUGCUGUAUUGUAUUUAUCUGAUCAAUAUGAUGUCACUAAUGAAGCACUCAGCAGCGCCUGUGGUUUGCUACAACAAGGAGGCUGUCCUCCAGACCCAAAUGCAUGUUUCUUUAUUAAUGAUGCCAAAGUAUGUGAAUCCAUUGGAAGGUAAAACUGUACUCCUUUAUAUACGACACUGAUGGCCGUCUACAAAAAUGACUACAAAAAUGAAUCGUGUCGACAAAGUGAGGCAGCAUUUAGGGUAGAUAACCAGAAUGCAACUAAAUGAUAGUAGAAACAUAUUUAUAGCUCCGUAAUAAUGUCCUGUCGUACUGAAUCAUGCUUUUUAGUCAGUGUGCUGUCUUCAUAAUGAUGUCUUUGUCUAAAACUGUAACCCAGUGACUGGAUCAUUAGUACAAGCUGGAUUUUCUUUUUCUUUGUAACACACAAAACGCACAAUAUCUAAAGGAGUCUCACAGUCUGGACUGUUUUUUUGUUGUUGUUUUUUUAGGAAAAUACUUUACUUUAAUGAAGAAAGAGCAGGAACCGGUUAAUGGGGGUGUGAGGUGACAGUAUUUUGUCAUAUCUGUCUAAUAAACCAGCAGUGUGACAUUUAAGCUAAAUCUGCUGCAAACGUGUGUCAAAUGUAUCAGUGGCCUUAAGUUUAAAUUAUGUCAUUCAUGUACAUAUUAUCUAGUGUUACCUAAUGGUACCUUUUCCUACCUUUUUUGUUUUUUAUACAAAUUAUCUGCACUUGAACUGUACUUGAAAAAAACAAACAUGAGUUGUCCUGAAGUAAUCUAUUUGAUGUCAUAUAUGUGUUGCCAACUGAUUAAAGUUCCCAAAAUCCUCUUUGAUAUUAAAA